AUGUCGGACCGGGAGGCCGCCACAGACGGGCUGAAUUUGGUCAGUAAAUUUGCCGGUGAAGCUUUUGGUAUCGAUAAUGUUCGCACGGUAUUCGCCAGUGCGUCACAAGACAAUGUCGAACGUGAAGACCGCGUGGUCGUAUUGAUCGGACCGGCCGGUACUGGCAAAUCAACGUUGAUCGACUGCAUGUGCAAUUAUUUCUAUGGUGCCGAACUCAAAAGUAAUGUUCGAUAUAAAAUUGCUGAUGAGAUUUUCGACCAAACAACUCCAAAGAAAACAAUUAUCAAAUACGUUUUCAAUGAGACUAGAAUGCCAUAUCGACCCGUCGUUAUCGACACACCUGGCAUCGGAAGCGAGAGUGGAGUGCAAACAGAUGCCGAAAUCUCAGCAAUGUUGAAAGGUUUUCUGCUGCAAAGUCAUCGUGUUGUCAUACACGCGAUCGGCUUUGUAUUGAGGCACACUGACAUAAGAGUAUCGGUAAAGCGUGAAGAACAAAUCAAAGAGACAUUAUCGAUGUUUCCGAAAUGGAUGCUACCCAAUGUGGUACCAAUGUUGUCAUCCAGUGAUGGCACCGGUACAAUACCGCCAGCGCUCGCAGCGUUGUUCAAAAAUCUUGGUUUAAGUGAAAAUCGCGUAUUCUUCUUCAACAGCGGCUCCCUAUUUGAUGUCACUAAAGCUGAAGCAAUAACAGCGCAGUUACGCACAACGUAUUGGACCAUGACAAUGCAAGCACUGGAUGACUUCUUUGAGCACGUUUCUCAGCUGAAUCCACAAUGCAUUGCUGAACAGCUUCCGCCUUCUACAAGUCCAUCUCUGGUGUUCGAAAAACAGUAUAAAGACGGAAUAUAUACACCUAAUUAUACACCUCCACCGCCAGCAGUUAUCGAUAAACGCGAUGAAAAUAUGAUUUCGUCCGAUAGAACAUUUUCGACAAGGUGGAGCACAAAUGUGGCUCGAGAUAGUGCUGAUAUGAAAGCGUCAAUAAAAGACACGAGCAGUGCAACUGGUGCCUUAUAUUCAAAAAUUCGUAAGACAAGUCAGCACGAAUCUGUGGUGGCUGAAGAAAAAGCUCGUGAACGCAUCAUUCCAAUCAAAAUACUCAACGCACCAUCGAAGGAGUACACUCAAGUCGUCGAGAGCCACAAAUCACAUUUCGAUACAUCAUCUGAACGGCACACAACGAUAAAAAGCGGAACAGAAAUGGAUUCAGAAGGCCGAAAAUCGCAUUUGGAUACAUCCACUGAACAACAUCUAACGAUACAAAUGGAAACUGAUGACGACCAUUCAUCACCGAAACGAUAUACGUAUGAUCCUACAUCGAUGUCGCAUAAGGAACACAAUCUUACGGAUUCAGUUAGGAAAGAAUCCACAACUGGUGAAGGGAUCGAUCUUGCUAAGGACACCACUGCGAUUUUUAUUGGAGAUUCAUCCUCUGGAGGAAUUCCAACACGUCCUCAUCGUGUACAAGAAACUUUGAUAAACGAUGUCCCGUUAGAAAAUCUGGUGAAUUCAAGUGGUUAUAAACAUAUCAAAAGUUAUCCACCACCAGAAUACACUCCAGAGCAGACAAUAUCAAGACAACCACUCGCCAGAAUUGCUGGAAAUAAUCAGCAGCACUCACAGAACAUUCAGCAGCGUAUAACGACUUCAAUGGAUGUUAAUGUGGAUGGAUCAAAAACGGACGUCUUGCGAAUAGCGCCGCAACGUCAUUCGUACCAUGAAACAGCCGAUAAAACACCGUCUACAGCGCUCAGUGCUGCGUCCGAUUGGACAUAUCAAGCGGCCAGUGAAACGAACGUGAAUCAGUUCGAUAGUAACACCCAAAGAAUGUCAAGCACUCAGCAGCAACGCAACGACUUCAUAAUAACACCUCAGAUGAGAACUUCGGAUUCACCAGUUCUGUUUCGUGUCACUAUGGGUAAAAAAGAUAGAAAUGUUCAAAAGAUUGACGGCGAUCAACAAACUCUCAAUGUUAGCAAAGCACGCGAAACUAACAUUGAUGAUGUCGCACCUCCAGAAUACGACGGCAAAUGGACCGAGCAAACCGUUCAAUCAGCCGCACGUGAUGAAAAAAAUCUGAAAACUUCAUCUUACAAUGCGGAUGUUAUAACGGGAUACGCUACAAGCUAUGAGUACGGUGGUAAUGCUGGCCCGAUUCCCACUAAAACGACACCGAAACCAGCAGGUGAGACUGUCAACGGACAAUACUAUCAGAACAUAACCGACGUCAUGGAGACGAAUAUUGAUGAGAACAUAAACCAACGCAGUUCAGUUUACGCUCAGGAUGCUGGUCAAACUGCUUUGCUGGUAACAACACCGACCUCGAAGGCAUUCAUUGCCACAAGUGAUAGAAUGAGUGGAUAUGAUCAAUGUGUAGCUGCACAGCAGCGUGUUAGUGGCUACGGAUAUGGCGAUACUCAAACAACAACUACAGUAACAACAACAAUGCCCAUUCGAACCAGUCCAACCACAGCAGAUGGUAGUGCGAUGGGUCGUUAUAAGAAAGGUGAAACCGCAGCAAAUGUGAGGGGUCAAGGAGCUGCGAUGCAACGCGUGAAGGGAUACAGUCACGGUGAUGAAGAGGAAACAGUGACCACAACAACUGCCACGACGAAUAUCACGAACGCAGGAGCAGGUGCUGUGAAUGCAAGAGGUCAAAGGGUCAGCAUGCAACGUGGACAAGGGUACAGUUACGGUGAUGCAGCAGAGGAGGAAACAGCGACGACUACGACCACUACGAAAGGCAUCGUCAGUACAGGUGGUGCGAGUGCGAUGCAUGGAGGAACUCAGGUGGCUUCAGCACGACUCAGUACAGGUUAUGGUGACGAUGAGGAAACACUGACCACUACUACAACUAAUAAAAACAUCGCAAACAUAGGAGGGGCAAAUGGCCAGCGUCGUCAACCAGGUGUCUAUGGACGACAAGUUCAGUCUGCGAUGAAGAAAGGUUCGCAAGGAUAUGGCUAUGACGAAGAUGAAACAACAACAACUACAACAAAAACUAUUGAUGGUGGCGACGGUGCAUUUUCACCGCAGAAGCAGGGUGAAAUGGCUUCUUCGAAUCGAAGAAGUGGUGCCUACGGUGAAUACGAUGAUGAAGACGAGUUUACGACGACCACAAAGAGUGUUACAACUGCAGGUGGAGGUGGUGGAGGAGUGCCACGUGUUCCUUUGCAUCAGACACAACAAGCGUAUAGAGGUGAGCGAAUGGGAAAGUCAGGAUAUGGUUAUGACGACGAUGAGGAAAUAACGACCACAAAAACAACUGCCAGAUAUGACUUGCCACCAGGAAACAUCGAAUCUGCCGGUCAAGACUAUCGAAAUGAGGACGUUGAGAAUCAGUGGCAAUCUCGAGCCGAACGCGACGAUUUACUCGGUCAUCGUUCAUCAUUUCAAACGCAGCAAUACCCAGUUCCUCCCAAAAAUUACUUGGAGAGGUCGGUCAUUUACGAAUACGCGAUCGAUCAACAUUCCUCCUAUCCGAAAAGUUCCAAUAGCCAUCUUUCACAGUUCUUUCACUCUCAAUCAAUUCUUUCCGAAUGUUUUCACAACACUCCACUCGAACGUUCAACCGUCAUUUUCUAA
Messenger RNA from Anisakis simplex (herring worm), 3585 nucleotides. The record is from the annotation of a GenBank genome assembly. NCBI's taxonomy places the organism in Eukaryota, Metazoa, Nematoda, Chromadorea, Rhabditida, Anisakidae.